This is a messenger RNA of Endocarpon pusillum Z07020, 852 nucleotides long. RefSeq lists its product as uncharacterized. The transcript is spliced from 2 exons. Bases 1 to 852 code for a protein of 283 amino acids. The record is from RefSeq and is a predicted model, not a curated record. Lineage: Eukaryota; Fungi; Ascomycota; Eurotiomycetes; Verrucariales; Verrucariaceae.
AUGGCAUCGGAAACGAAGCGCCAGAAUGCGGGAAACAAAGUGCCUGUUGCCUUGCCCAACAGUGUCGCUCCACCCUCUCCUACCGUCUCUCCAGAGACUGUGCUAAGCGGCGUAAUGGGUGCACGCGUGCGCGUAACCACCAGUGCACCCACUUCGGCCACCUAUGAAGGUCUCCUCUACACAGCAGAUCCCAUCACGAACCUCCUCGUCCUUUCCAUUCCCCCUUCAUCGUCCUCUGCACCCACUGCCGCUGCAUCCAACUCCAAUCCCACCAGCAACUCCACGUCCUCCUCUACGCCGCCCACCAACACCUUCAAAAUUCUCCCCAUUCGCACUCUCACCUCCUGCACUGUCCUCUCCACCCCCUCAAAUCCUAUACCAACACCCAAUAACAACAACACCCUCUCCAAACCCAACCCCAGCCUUCCCCAACCCACAUACCUCGACAUCCCCUCCCUGACCACCCGCACCAACUCCACCGUCGCCGCCCUCAAAGCCCAAGACGCCAAACGCGGCCGCGGCGUGACCCGCGAAGCCCAAGACAUCUUCGACGGCAUCUCACGCACCUACCAAGCUCGAUGGCACGGCACCGCCAUGGUGGUGAAUGAGAACGUGAUCAUCGAGCACCCAUACCACGUGGAUGAUUGUCGGCUGGUGGGUGGGAGUGCGGAACAGGGGCUCCUGAGGAUCCAAAAGGUAUUGGGCAUGGAGCGGGAGAAAUUGGCGUUGCGGAGGGGUUUGGGGAGUGGUGGCAUCGGGCUGGGUCUGGGCGUGGGGAGGGCCAGAGGAGGAGGAGGAGGAGGAGGAUUGUCGAACAUGGGUGGUGGGCUGGGGGAGAGGAAGGGUGGUUGA